This is a messenger RNA of Pipistrellus nathusii (Nathusius's pipistrelle), 1347 nucleotides long. The record is from the annotation of a GenBank genome assembly. Lineage: Eukaryota; Metazoa; Chordata; Mammalia; Chiroptera; Vespertilionidae.
AUGGAGCCCCUGUCCCUACUCCUGGCCGUGGCUUUGGGCUUGGCGAGCGCCGUCUCGGCGGGGCCGGCCGCCAUCGAGUGCUGGUUCGUGGAGGACGCGGGCGGCGGCCGCCUGGCCAAGAGGCCGGCCGCGCUGCUGCUGCGCCAGGGCCCGGGGGCGCCGCCGCCCCGGCCCGACCUGGACCCCAAGCUCUACCUCCGAGUGCACGACCCCGCGGGCGCCCUGCGCGCGGCCUUCCGGCGCUACCCGGCGGGCGCCCCGGCCCCGCACUGCGAGAUGAGCCGCUACGUCCCGCUGCCCGCGCCCGCCAAGUGGGUCAGCGGCCUGGCCCCGGGGCACAGCUGCCCGCGGGCCCUGGACGGGCCCUGGUUCAUGGUCAGCGUGUCCAGCCCGGUCGUCAGCCUCUCCAGCCUCCUGCGCCCUCAGUCCGAGCCUCAGCCGGAGCCCGCAGUCAUCACCGCGGCAACAGCUGUGCUGACUGUCGUCACCCACACCCCUACCACUCGAACCCGCCUGGGACAGGACGCUCUGCUGGACUUGAGCUUUGCCUACAUGCCCCCUACCCCAGAGGCCGCUGCUUCCCUGGCCCCAGGUCCCCCUCCCUUUGGGCUGGAGUGGCGACACCAGCACCAGGGUAAGGGGCACCUGCUCCUGGCUGCAACUCCUGGGCUAGAGGGCCAAAUGCCAGCUGCCCGGGAUGGGGCAGUGGCGUUUGCCGCUUGGGAUGAUAGUGAGCCAUGGGGGCCGUGGACUGGCAAUGGCACGCUCAGGCUACCCGCAGUGCAGCCCCGCCAGGAGGGCGCCUACCUGGCCACCGUGCACCUCUCAUACCUGCAAGGGCAGGUCGCUCUGGAGCUUGCUGUGCAGAAGCCCCCCAAAGUGUCCCUGAUGCCAGCACCUCUGGUAUGGGCUGCCCCUGGGGAGGCACCCCCAGAAUUGCUCUGCCUUGUGUCCAACUUCUACCCCGCGGAGGGCCUGAAGGUGGAGUGGGAACUCCGGGGCCCAGAUGGCAGCAUCCGGGAGGCCGAGGGGCACCGGUGGCUCUCGGCCCUGAACCACCACUCGGACGGCUCCAUCAGCCUCUCGGGGCACCUGCAGCCGGCCCCGGUCACCUCCGCUCAGCACGGGGCCCGCUAUGCCUGCCGUGUCCACCACCCCAGCCUGCCCGCCCUGGGGCGCAGCGCUGAAGUCACUUUGGAGGUGGCAGGUCGCUCUGGACCCUCCCUGGAGGAUGGCAUCGGCCUCUUCCUGUCCGCCUUUCUGCUCCUAGGGCUCCUCAAGGUGCUAUGCUGGGCAGCUGUCUACCUGUCUGCUUCCAAGAAGUCAGAGGAGAAGAAAUCACAGUGA